Pseudogymnoascus verrucosus is the source of this 1606-nucleotide messenger RNA. RefSeq lists its product as uncharacterized. Gene Ontology annotation, molecular function: carbohydrate:proton symporter activity. Bases 7 to 1527 code for a protein of 506 amino acids. Gene Ontology annotation, biological process: transmembrane transport; carbohydrate transport. The record is from RefSeq and is a predicted model, not a curated record. Gene Ontology annotation, cellular component: membrane. The transcript is spliced from 7 exons. Lineage: Eukaryota; Fungi; Ascomycota; Leotiomycetes; Thelebolales; Thelebolaceae.
UCAUGUAUGAAUCUUUAUGGAUACGAUGCCGCUGCCUUCAAUGCCCUGCAGGGCUCAGCAAACUGGAGAGAGCACUUUCAUCACCCAGAUCCAAAUGUUAUCGGUUCCGUGAAUACAGCGUAUACCAUUGGCUGUGUCAUCUCAGGAUUCUUUGUCUCUGCUCCGAUCUCCAACUACCUUGGCCGUAGAUGGGCCAUGAUGAUCGGCUGCAUGUUCGUUAUCGUCGCAUCCUUCCUCGCCGCAUUCGCGCCCCGAAACAUUGGCGCUUUCAUUGGCGCUAAAGCUCUUGUCGGUAUUGGGCAGGGUAUCACGCUCCCCGCGGGCCCAGUGUACAUCAGCGAGAUAACACCGGCGAAGACUCGAGGUGCCGUUAUGAGUUUCUGGCAGCUGUUCUUCAGCGUGGGAAAUUCCAUGGGAUUCAUAGUUGCCUUUGCCUGCUCGAAGAAAGCCGAGCAGCUGGGUAACUGGGAUUGGAAGAUUGUUAUGCUUUGCCAAAUGAUUGCGCCCGCUUUUAUUGUCUCGUCACUUUGGGCUUGCCCAGAAAGUCCGCGAUGGUACAUCCAGAAAAAUCGGACCGAGGAGGCAGUGGCAGCGCUCACGAGAAUCCGAAAUACUAGGGAGGAAGUCGACGCCGAGAUCGAACAGAUACAGCUGGCAGUUGCUUUUGAGCAAAAGAAUAAUAUAUCGGGCAGUUAUGGACCACUAUGGAAAGACCCAAGCGUGCGCGCGAGACUGAUCCUCGCUAUUCUCAUGAACGUUGGCCAGCAAUGCACAGGGCAAGGGUCGCUAAACAACUACUCCACCAUUAUCUUCCAGAAGGUGUUCAAGGACAACGAUACUAUCCAGCUGCUCAACGCUCUCAACGCGAUUCUUGGCAUAUUUUUCACUCUCACUGCGACCUUUACCAUCGAUAGAUUUGGUCGGCGCUUCUUACUACUUACUGGGGCAGUCGGCAUGUCUACUUGUAUGUUGGUUGUUGCGAUACUCGUGACAAAUACUCCAGAUCUUGGGGAAGGAAUGAAGGCUCAGCCGGUGGCUAUUGGCACUGUCUUCAUAAUGUUCCUCUUUGGUUUCUUCUUCAAGCCUUCAUGGGGGGCAACUGUCUGGGUUUGGACCUCGGAGAUCUUCUCGAUGAACGUCCGCUCUCAAGCUGUGGCUAUGUCAACCCAGGCCCAAAACGUUGCCAACGCAGUUUUACUGCAACUGUUCCCCCUAUUCCUCGCCAACGAAGGCUUCUACGCAAUGUACAUGUUCUUCGCAAUGAACCUCGUCCUUGCCUUCUUCGUCUAUUUCUUCAUCCCUGAGACGAAAGGCAAGACCCUCGAGUCCAUGGACAUUCUAUUUGGUGGAGCAAACCAUGCGGAAGACACUACACCCGAUGACCCGCCUAUGCUCGGCCCCGAGCCUACUGUGUCGGAAACCGUUGGAGAGAAGAAGACGACAGUGGCAGUGGUGACGGAUGAUAAGACAGAAGUCAAAGUUGAUGAUACCCCGUUAGAGGACAAGACAAAUGUCAUUAAAGGUUAAUGAUAGCUCGGCGUAAGCUACAGGUUAAUGGAGAAUGGAGAAUGGAGUCAUAUAAUAGAGGAUAUACUUAGAAUCGGAA